UCAGUUCGAUAGGAACGCGAGUCCAGUGAAGACGUGUACCGAAUACCGCCGACUGACGCGACCUCCGUCCGUUGGGGUCCGUCCUGCACACGUUACGGGUGCGUUACCUAGUGGUUACUUGCAACACAGGAUGUCACAAUUGAUGGAAAUUUAGUUCAGUGGCAGUUCCUGUUUUAAGCUGUAUCGCGAGGUGCCCGGAGCUUAGGGUCAAAAGUGCGUCUUGUCUGCGUGCGUCCGUGUUUUUUUUCUGGUGAGUGGUGAGUGUGUGUUUGUUUGUUCGCCAUUUGUGCGAAAACCGUGCGUGCUUAGGGCUGGGGGUGUGCAUUAAAGGGGCACGCUGUUUAAAGCCUGCUGAGUGAAAUUUUUACCCUAGCGGAAAGAUAUCUUAGAAGCCAUAAAUUAUAGAUUACCAGUAUCCAAGGAAACAUCCUGCUCGUAAAACAUCUACAGUGAAUAGGAUUUUGUGUAAAAAGUAGAAAUUGUCUCUUGAGUGAGAUAAGAUACUUAAAUAGUACAUAAAAUUUGUCAAUUUAUGUGAACACCUGCAAACUCCUGUCGUUGGUGCUCCGAAAGUUAUUUCACCUGCAUGGAAUGUUUGCAGUAAGAGAAUUUCUGGUGAAAAAACUCAAACGAAUGAUUCAAUGCAGCCAUACUUGAAAGUAAGCUUCAACCUAAAAUUUGUGCUUGAAGUGACCAAAGUGACCGCAAGUCAAGUGAGUGAAACAGGAGCAAAAAACAGAUCUGUUUGCAAAUAAUCAACGAGUUGCAUCGAACAGGUCCGUUGCGUGGCCCAGCCGAUGAGUAGGUGAACUUGUUUUCGUCCACCGCCUCCGACAGAAAUUCACUCACUCACAAGAUACAUAAUAAUAGUAAUAACGAAAAAAAAAAUCGUCGUCGUCGAAGGCUUAAAGUUGCGGUUGUUGUUUGCUGAUUUCGCUGCCGCGAGCUGCACGCGGCCGAAACAUUCGAGUGUGGGUGGCUGCAAGCGCGAAUGCCUUAAAUGCGGAACAACACAAGAGGAUGAUGAAAUUUUGAAACUAGUAGCAGCACUGCAUACAAUCUGAUUCACUACUGGAAGGCCGGAGGUCGAUUAGAAGGAUACACUUUUCCGAGUUUAAAACACUUGCCACAUCCACGAUACCGCCAGGAGGCAGCACCGGACCCAUCGGUUUUGCGGUGGUUUUCCAUUGGUUACGACUCGGUACUAACCGAAGGCAUGUGAUCUUUGUUGACAUCGUGCAAUUUUAAUCCCCUAUCCCCAGGUGUCUACCAAUCCGAUGAUUGAAAGGUAAAAACUUUCACCGUUUUCAUUCGUCUGAAAGCGAAAUGGAUGGAAAAUUCGGAUGAGGUCUCAUUAGUGUUGAUGUCGAAAGUUGUACCGGUGAACAUUGAUAUGUUUAAAAAAAGUUUAACCUGUAGAAAUCGUGAAUUCGUGUAAUCAAGAUGAUUUUAAUAGAGCACGAAACGAGCUAAAAUUAAAAUACACACACACACACACACACACACACCCAGCAUGAGGCCAGGAAAGCUUUCUUGUUAGUGGCAGGCACAUUCAGGCGUUCUUGGUUCGGUACGGUAGCAUGAAAAUCAUUGAUUGAAACUGAACAAACAGAUUCGAAGGAAGAAAGGAAGGAUCAUGUGUUUGUGCGGAAAGUGAAAUUGCGAAAACGGGGAGCGGUUUAACACAUCCUAGCGGCAAAAACGGAAACAAAGCAACCGUCGACGACUUCACGGCGAGCCUGGAAACUAACGUGUUGUGGCCGACUGUGGAUCACGUUCACGAUUGUCUUUAGGCCCGGUACGGUGUUUUGUGAAUGUGUUUAUGUGUGCUGUAAUAAUACGGGAAGCAUAACACAGUUAUAAUGAUAUGUAUUACCAUUGAUGAUGAUGAUCUUGUGGUGUGUUUGUAAUAUAAUUGAGUGUUUGGGGAAUUAGAAGGACUCCUGUCAUCGGUUGUGUGUCGUGUGCCGUGGAAUAUUUACGAUGGCGGGUAAAAUGGCAAUGGAAUGGAUUACUGCGAUUGAUAAGAGGCCAUGCGACCGGAAUCUGCGGGACUGCGAGUUGAUAUCGUGCCGGUUGAGACGGGUGGAACCACUCUGCCGGCUGCCCGGAUCCGCCCUACAGCAGCUGGCCAUGUGUGGAUUCUACGAGGAUCUGGAGAAGGGCGUAACACUGUUCCGAGCUGGCGAACAGGGUCGCUACUGGUAUGCGGUGCUCGGUGGUCAGCUGGAAGUGCGGUACCACGGUGCGGAAGCCAAGGAUAGUAAGCUUUCGGUGACGCUAUGCAAUUUGGGCGUCGGUGCCACGUUCGGUGAAUCGAUCCUGCAUGAUCUGCCCCGGGACAGCACAGUGGUAACCAAGACGACCUGCGAACUGCUGCGAGUCGAGCAGGAAGAUUUCAGACUGAUUUUUGAGAAAAAUAAGGAAUUAAUGAACGACAUAAUUUCCAACUGCAAAUUGAAAAAUGGAUUCGGACAGAGCAUGCAGACCACCAGCAUGGUUCAGUCCGGCAUUCAUCAGCAGUCAUCACCGGCCAAAAAACAACUGAGCCCGGACCAUCCCAACCCAGCCUUACCGAUUACCGAGGCACCAAGUCCUGCCAUGGCACGGAUGGGAUGGGCGCUGCGUACCCUGCUAGUGUCGGACAACACAAGCUGCCUGAAGGAUCGAAAGGUGAGCGGAAAAUUCAUUCGGAAAUGUGGUCCCGGCACCGAACUGGUCGACUGGCUGCUGAACCUAUCGCCGAUUGUUCACUCCCGGACGCAGGCAGCCGGCAUGUGGCAGGCACUGGUAGAAGAAGGUGUUCUCAGUCACGUGGCGAAAGAGCAACCGUUCAAGGACAAGUGCUUCCUGUACCGGUUCAAAAUGGACGAAGAUGGGACGUCAAGCGGGCCGCCUAGUUCGGACGACGUCAACCAGGCCAACGAUCACAUCCGAGAGGCACUACCUGCGUUGCUGCACCGGGGCCCGGAUGCAACCCUCCGGAUGAUCCUGCGGAAACCAUCCCACGAGCGUACGAACGAAGAGCUGGAACUGGUGUACGAGGAGUUGCUGCACAUCGCCGCCCUGUCCCACCUGUCGACGUCCAUCAAGCGGGAACUGGCAUCGAUCAUCGUGUUCGAGGCUCACGCACAUGCCGGAACAGUGUUGUUCAACCAAGGUGACGAAGGUCGAUCCUGGUACAUUCUGCUCAAGGGUUCCGUGGAUGUCGUAAUCCACGGCAAGGGAACGGUGGCGACGCUCAAGGAAGGAGAUGAUUUCGGAAAAUUGGCCCUCAUCAACGAUGCUCCCAGAGCGGCGACAAUCGUGCUCAAAGAGAAUAACAGUCACUUGCUGCGCGUGGAUAAAGAACACUUCAAUCGCAUCCUGCGAGAUGUCGAGGCCAACACGCUGCGAUUGCAGGAACACGGCAAGGACGUACUAAUCCUGGAACGGGUCGCAAAACAGCGAGGACACUCGGCUUUCAAGUACACUGUGAUGUCUGGCACACCGCAAAAAAUGCUGGAACACCUGCUGGAGACAAGACUGGGCGGUCAGGUGGGACCAAACGAUCCGUUUCUGGACGAUUUUCUCCUGACCCACAUCGUGUUCAUGCCGACGCCGAUUCUGAUCGACGAACUGGCCAGUCACUUUCAUGCCGAUGCCGAGGUGGACCUCCGGACGUCCAGCGAGGAAGACCGGGAGUACUUUAUGACGUGCAAACGGCGUGUGGUCCAGUUCAUCCAACGGUGGGUCCUUGCGGUACGACAUGCCGUCUUCGAGGACCCGAUAGCGGUGGAGUUCAUCGAGGAAAUUGCCACUGAUGUCGAGUCGGAAGGUUUUCUCCAGGAGGAAGCCAGCAUCAUUCAUCACGUGCUAACGCAAUUAUCCCGAUAUCAAGAAGAUCGGCAGAUGAACGCUAGCCAGAAGUGGAAGCUACCACCCAACGGACAACCCAUUUGCCUGUUCAGUGGAAACACUCACUCAAAGACUGUCAUAAGACCGGAUGACGACAUAAUCUUCCGGGUGUACUGUGCGGAUCACACGUACUGCACUCUCCGUUUCCCGAUGAUGGCCUCGGCCGAAAUCAUCAAGGCGUGUGCCGCAGACAAGCUGAAGAUACCGCGCAUUCCGGACGAUCUGCUGCUGGUGGAAGUUAGGAGCAGCGGGGAACGUUCAGUGUUCAAGGACACCGACGUCAGCAUACCGACGGCACUGAGUCUGAACGGACGAAUAUUCGUCUCACCAAAGGACCACCUGGACGCACUGACUCCCCUGCCGGAGCAAGAGCUUCCAACCGAGGCACUCGAUAUGGACUUCGAGGCGCUUCCGACCAAGGAUGUUGCGUACCACAUGACGCUUUUCGACUGGGAUCUGUUUUGGGCUGUGCACGAGUACGAAUUGCUGUACCAUACUUUCGGUAGACAUCAUUUUAAUAAGAUAACGUCAAAUUUAGAUGUAUUUAUAAGGCGCUUCAACGAAAUCCAGUACUGGGUAGUGACGGAAACCGUGUCAACGGCGAACCUGACGAAGCGAAUGGCGCUGGUAAAGAAGUUCAUCAAACUGGCCGCUUUCUGCAAGGACUACCAGAACCUGAACGCAUUCUUCGCAAUCGUGAUGGGUCUGUCAAAUAUGGCUGUGUCUAGACUAACGUUAACGUGGGACAAACUCCCGUCGAAGUUCCGAAAGUUGUUCACCGAGUACGAAGCGCUGAUUGAUCCCAGCCGAAAUCAUAGGGCCUAUCGGAUGUCGGUCGGAAAGCUGCAACCGCCGGUUAUUCCGUUCAUGCCGCUGCUACUGAAGGACAUGACUUUUGCCCACGAAGGGAACAAAACCAGUCUCGAUGGGUUGGUGAAUUUCGAAAAGAUGCACAUGAUGGCACAAACGAUGCGAACGGUUCGGUACUGUCGAUCCCGACACUUGGUAUUGGAUCCACCCUCGCCGAAGAACGAGAACGAAAUUCGCCAGUACAUCAGCUGCUUCCGAACCAUCGACAACCAGCGGGUGCUGAAUGCCAUGUCCCAGAAGGUGGAACCCCGGCGGUCGUAAGAUGUGUCAGACGCAGAAACAAAAAAAAACAACAAACGAAAGUGAUCAGAAACGGACUAACAACGGUUUGAUUUUCUUGGUAUAACAAAACAAAACAAACGGAAAACCCGUUUUGUCGUAACACCUUUGCCUAUCUACAAUUUUUUUUUCGAAACCGGACUAGAAUUGUAUGUCCCCCUGUUUUUUUUUUUUGGGAACAUUUGGAAAAAAAAACCCUUGCGCCAUUUGCUGCAAUUAGUUAGGUAGUAAUUUCUAUAUAUUUCCGUGCAGAAGUGAGUGUGUGCUGUUUGUUGUUUGUUGUGUUAUGUGAAUCCAAUGUUCGGUGGAUCGUGUAGAGACUACGAAAGGGUUAGAAUAAGUUCCCCAUUAACAUCGGCGAUUUUUUUUGUUUUCUGUACAAAAUAUGUUAACUUCGUUUCUUUUUGUAGUUGUUGUUAAGUUCAUGACUAUCCUACCGGGAAAAAAAAAUAACACUUUUGUUAUGUGCGUAUUAUCUGGACUAAGUAUUAUUCGUAA
Messenger RNA from Malaya genurostris, 5544 nucleotides. RefSeq names its product rap guanine nucleotide exchange factor 4 (gene Epac). Gene Ontology annotation, biological process: positive regulation of GTPase activity; Ras protein signal transduction. The transcript is spliced from 22 exons. The coding region runs from base 1984 to 5028 and encodes 1014 amino acids. The record is from RefSeq and is a predicted model, not a curated record. Lineage: Eukaryota; Metazoa; Arthropoda; Insecta; Diptera; Culicidae. Gene Ontology annotation, molecular function: guanyl-nucleotide exchange factor activity. Gene Ontology annotation, cellular component: plasma membrane.